AUGUGGCCCGGGCACCGGCCGUGGGGCUCCACUGCUGCAUCGAGCAGGCACGGUGCCCUGCGGGCUCUGCGCGGAGGGACCCCUGAGCUGGGGCUGGAGCAAGCCUGCGGACCUGGACCCUGCUGUGCCACCCAGCCCUUUGCGAGCUCCGGAGGCUGCGUGGGGCCGGAUGGGACCCAGGAGCCCGAGGACAUCGGGGCGCGGGAGGACGGGGACCCUAUCAAAUCCAACCGGGACAGAGACACCAAGAUCUUCUACAGCAUCACGGGGCAGGGGGCGGACGCCCCCCCCGAGGGCGUCUUCACCAUCGAGAAGGAGUCGGGCUGGAUGAAGGUGACGCAGCCGCUGGACCGGGAGCAGAUCGACAAAUACCACCUCUUCUCCCACGCCGUGUCCGAGAACGGCAAACCGGUGGAGGAGCCGAUGGAGAUCAUAAUCACGGUGACGGACCAGAACGACAACAAGCCCCAGUUCACGCAGGAGGUCUUCAGGGGCUCCGUGCUGGAGGGAGCUUUGCCGGGCACCUCCGUGAUGCAGGUGACUGCCAUGGACGCGGAUGACGCAGUGGAGACCUACAACGGCGUCAUCGCCUACUCGAUCCUCAGCCAGGAGCCGCAGGAGCCCCAUCCCCACAUGUUCACCGUCAACAGGGCCACCGGCACCCUCAGCGUCAUCGCCAGCGGCCUCGACCGGGAGCGCGUGCGGGAGUACACGCUGACCGUGCAGGCAGCCGACCUGGACGGCGAGGGGCUGACCACGACGGCACUGGCGGUGAUCGAGAUCGCGGACGUCAACGACAACGCCCCCGAGUUUGACCUCAAAACGUACGAGGUGGCCGUGCCGGAGAACGAGGCCGGGCGGGAGGUGGCCCGACUGGCCACCACCGACCUGGAUGAGCCGAGCACGCCGGCGUGGCGAGCUGUCUACUCCAUCCUGCGCGGCAACGAGGGAAGCGCCUUCGCCAUCACCACCGACCCCGCCAGCAACGAGGGCGUCCUCCGCACCGCCAAGGGUCUGGACUACGAGGCCAAGAAGCAGUUCGUCCUUCACGUGGCCGUGGCCAACGAGGCCCCCUUCGCCGUGAAGCUGCCGACGGCCACCGCCACGGUGACGGUCAACGUGGAGGAUGUCAACGAGGCGCCCGUCUUUGACCCGCCGGUGCAGCUUGCCCAGGUGCCGGAGGACGUGCCGCCGGGGCAGACCCUCGCCUCCUGCACGGCCCAGGACCCCGACAAGGCCCAGGGGCAGAGGAUCAAGUACCUGGUGGGGCACGACCCGGCAGGCUGGCUGGCCGUGCACCCCGAGAACGGCCUCGUGAUGGCGCGGGACCACCUGGACCGCGAGUCUCCCUUCGCCAAGAACAGCACCUACGCUGCUGUGCUGCUGGCCGUGGAUGACGGCUUGCCGCCCGCCACGGGCACCGGCACCCUGCUCCUCACCCUGCUCGAUGUGAACGACCACGGCCCCGAGGCUGAGCCCCGGGACGUCACUGUCUGCAACCGCAGUCCCCAGCCGCAGGUCCUCACUGUCACCGACAGGGACCUGCCCCCUAACACCGGCCCCUUCCGCGCCGAGCUCAGCCACGGCUCGGGGGACAGCUGGGCUGUGGAGGUCGGCGAUGAAGGUGACACGGUCACCCUGCGGCUGGUGGCACCGCUGGAACCAGACCUCUACAGCGUCUACCUGCGGCUCCUCGACCAGCCGGGCAAAGCCCAGCUCACCGUCGUCACCGCGCGGGUCUGCGACUGCGAGGGGCCGGUGCAGAGCUGUCCCCAGAGACCCCAGCCUGCCACCGGCCUGCCCUUCGUCCUCGCCGCCCUGGGCGCCCUCCUGGCCUUGCUGCUCAUCCUGCUGCUGCUGCUGCUCUUCGUGAGGAGGAGGAAGGUGAUGAAGGAGCCGCUGCUGCUGCCCGAGGAUGACACGCGCGACAACGUCUUUUACUACGGGGAGGAGGGCGGCGGGGAGGAGGACCAGGAUUACGACCUGAGCCAGCUGCACCGGGGCCUGGACGCCCGCCCGGAGGUGAUCCGCAACGACGUGGCCCCGCCGCUGAUGGCCGCCCCCCAGUAUCGGCCCCCGCCCCGCAACCCCCGCCAGCCCCGGCGCAACCGCCGACCCGCCACCGCGCUCGGCUCGGGAACCCAGUGCCGGAGAAGCGGGGUGGCCCCAGCUCUGCGCCUCCGCUGGAGUGGGGCGAGGUGA
Nipponia nippon (crested ibis) is the source of this 2202-nucleotide messenger RNA. NCBI's taxonomy places the organism in Eukaryota, Metazoa, Chordata, Aves, Pelecaniformes, Threskiornithidae. The record is from RefSeq and is a predicted model, not a curated record.